AUGAAGGAAGUUAAGGAUGGAGACAGAGUGGACAAAGACACACUGGGGAAGUACAACAGAGGGAAACAAAAUAGGUUUAAGGUCAGUUCAUACAAACUAAAAGUGGUAACCGAUCAUUUCUCCCCGGUUACUUAGCCCCCUAUUUUCGAGUCAUUUAGCGCGCUUCAAAAUAUAAUAUUGCUCAUUCUAUAAGCCAGAAAUCUAAACAAGCACGCUUCAAAUGUAAUAUUCCUCGUUCUUUUAAGCAAUAGACCACACUUUCUAUGGGUUUACAGGCGUGAUAACCAACGCGGGUUGUUGGGAGAACACGAGAAAAUCUUGUAAAUCACGAGCCGAAGACGAGUGAUUUAACAAGUUUUUCUAUGAGCUUACCCGCAAAAAUAAACCAUUGGUUUUUAACCAAUCAGAACGCACGUACUAUUUUAGUUAUUUUAUAAUAAGCCAUAAACGUCCAAAACAAGCAUCAUUGCUUCAAUUAUAAGAUUCCUUGUUCUAAAAUAGUGGGCAAAGUAAGUGGGGCAAAAUGUCUUGAGGGGGAAAUGACCGGUAACCACUAAGAGUGCAUUGCAAAAGAUACAACUCUAGUCUCUCCAGGUGGAUUUAUGUCAAUGACAGAUGAACUGCAUGAAUUACUCUCGAGUGUUACGCUUCAACACAUACACCACACUUAGUAAUAAUUCUUGACUGACGUUUGAUGUAGUGAUUAUACUUUUAACUGAAACCAUUAUUUUCUGAAUGUAAGCUUAUGUUUUUAAUGUUAUUUUGUAUUUACUUAUCAGCGUUUAAAGGACAAGAAACUUCGAGGCAAACUCAAAUCAUAUGAGUCACAGUAUCAGCAAGCAGCUAUACAGGCAGCCAAAUCAGAACUACUACUCACAGAACAACCAGGGUAUAAAUACAUCCCUUUUAAUAAUACAUCCAUUAUGAUGGGCUAUCAUAAUUAGGGUUCUGAAGCGUAAGAUCUUCACCAGCUAUUAGAAGUUUGAGAACCACGCAUUUUGAUGAAAAAUUUUACAGUACAUUAACCAUCCUCUAUUAAUAUUGAAAUCAGUGAAGUAGAAUCCCUGCCCUCUCUUUCAGAAAAGGGAAAUUGAAAGUGUAAAAAUUCUAAGGCAGAAUGAAUUUGGCUUGAGAAGGAUCGGAGAAGAAUGGGAAUCCCUGUGAACAAUUUUUGUUUCCAACUUCAGUUCUGAGAAAUGACUAAAGGCUUAUUUACCUCCUGAAACUGAAAAGUCGCCUGGCUGAUCCUCCGCUUCAAAUCUGACUCAAAAAGUAAAAAUACCAUAUAACUGACCACUGAUGAAAAGUUUUUUUUGGCUGCUGUUGUUCCUUCUUAUUUAAUAUUUAUUUCACUGAAGCAUGUAUUUUAUUUUUCAGGUGUUUAGUCUCUGGUGUAUUGACUUGACUUAAAGCUGUUGAUUUAUUUUUAACUUUAUUAUAUACUGUAGCUACUUAGAGGCUGAAGGCUUAGAGAAAACUUUUAAGUUCAAACAGAAGGACAUCGCUGAUGUCGUUGAUGUUGCAAGUGCAAGAAAGGUAAGUUUUUUAAUAUAUCAGAGCAUUGUACUGUAGAUAAAACCUGUGUACAUCUACUGCUGUAUCCAAUAAAAAAUUUUAUAACAGUCUUUGUGAAACAAUGUUUGUGACAAAAAUAUUAUUAUUAUUGUGAACAAUUGAAUGGCGUAUGGUAAUUAGUUUUGUCCAGUAUUAUGAGCUUAGCUGAUGAUAUCUGAGACUCUCAGUGAGUGUUGUAGUUGCAUUAAUUAUUAUUUGGUUCAGUCAUUUGCUCGGCCCCACUGGCAUAAGUGCUAUAAAUACUGCCAAGGGUAAAUGAAUGAAUUAUUAUUAUUAUUAUUAUUAUUGUUGACCACUCAUACCAGGAGUCUGUAUGAACCUCUAGAUCUGGCUCUGCAAGGAGCCAGAAUAAGAUGAUAAAUUGGAAUCAGUGCAGUAAUUGUUAACACACAUCACUUGUUUACAUAUUAUUUACAUGUACUAGAAUUACAUGUCUCAAAUCCUCACAACUCUCCAAGUUAAUGAAGCCAUGGUGAGUGGUUUAGGAACUGGAUGGAUGACCAGCUGCAAAUAUCGUGUCAUGAAGACUUCUAUUUCUUUCUUUCUUUUUCCUUUUUUUGUUUUAUUGUUGUAUUUAUUUUAAAAUGCAUAUAGUUGAACAUAUUCUGCAUUAUUUCGGAUACUGGAUGGAAAACAAUAGGCAAGUCCAUAUUCAAACUACAGGCUGGGUUGCAUGUACACUUUCGGAGGUGAAACCAUUCUUUCCAUCAGCGUCAAAGGCAUUCCAUGUACUUUAAUAAGUUUCACCAUAAAGCCUGUUCUAUAAUGGUAAUUAAAUGCUAUUUUUUUUCUUCUAGUAUUUUGAAUUGAACCUGGACACAUUUGGACCCUAUAGGGUAAAUUACACUCGCAAUGGAAGGUGUGUUGGUUGUAUUUUAUGAGAAAUCAACAGUAUGACUAUUUUAUGCUUAAAAGUCUAGAUGAUUAUGGAAAGGUUAUGUUGCUGUUGUUCAGUUUUUAUUGUAUCUCUGGUUUAAAUCUAUUUUUCUUUGUUUGAAACGCUUUACUGUCACAUUUAACCAUACCCCUAAAAAGGCCAUCAACAAAACUUAGCAUCCCACCAAUUUAGCCCAGGUUCAAAUCCUAGAGGUGACAUGGUACAUGCUAUGUGGGUUAAUUUGUUGUUGGUUCUUGCUCCAAGAGCAUUUUGUUACAUACUUAGGUUUUCACCUCUCUCUAUUACCUUAAAUCUCCUAUUUAGCCCCCGUCCUCCAGCAGGUUUAUCUAUUUCAAACACAUCUAAAGUGUGUGGGGGGAUGUGGGGAGGAGACAGGAGCUUAUUUUAGAUGGGGGGGGGCUUAUUUGAUUUAGCAAAGACAAUGGUAUCAGUUCACCAUAAAGAACUAGGAUACAAAUUGCAAAAGCUCAAGUACAAGAAGUUAGAGGUCAUGCAGCCGAGGUUCAAAAACUUAUAUUUGAUGGCAUUUGUAUUCCACUCAAUAAUUAUUUAUAUGGACAUUUUUGACCUGCACUGUACAGUAGCUGCUGUCAGAGGCUGAAUUGUGCCAUGUAGCUGUGAAUCAAAGUAAUUAAUUUAAGUGUGUUUUCUCUUCGACAGAUUUGUACUGAUUGGUGGUAAGAGGGGACACUUGGCCACAUUGGACUGGCAAAAUAAGAAACUGGGUUGUGAGGUUCACGUGCAAGAAACAGUUAGAGAUGUCAGGUGAGAUUCACAACUACUUGCAGUGUAGUAAAGAUUGGCUUCUACUGUUAGUAAUGGUCUGGAUUUUUGCAAAGUAAGUUGAUGUGGACAAUAAAAAUUAGCCUAUACAAAUAAACCUUAGUUUUAUCCAGGCAGUUGCAAUUGCUCCAAUUGUUGAUAAUACUGUCCUCAUCACUUCAGAACAGGGUUGUCAAAAAAAGCUGGCUGCCAGCAAAAAUCCCCCCUACUAGGUUAUUAUUGGCUGGCUACUCUGCUUGGGAUUUCUUUUCGGAUGGCGUUUUUAAAAUAAAAUAUCCCUGGACUGGUAAGAAACAUCUUCUGAAAACUAUAGCAAUAAUUAUGUGUCACUUACAGAUGUGGGUACUAUGAAAAAUGCCACGAAACUCAAUACUUUGCUUGUGCUGCUUUGCAUGACAAAAACAGCAUUUCAGAGCAUCCUAGAGGAUUGCGCCUUUGGCGCUUGGUAGUGCCUCCAGCGCUGGCCGCUUUCUUUGAUAACUCAGCUGUCUACUUCUAAACUUUCUGACAACUCUGCAGAAGUGUUUUUAUAUUAUUAUCUUGGCCACCUGAACAUAUUUUGAGAUGACUCUGGUGAUCAGGACAAUAAUGAUUGCAUUAUUAGAUGUGACAAAAAAUAAUAUUAUGAUUUAUAUGAUUAUUGUGGAUCUACAUUUCACUGUUGGUCUUUAUCAUGUCAUGGUGUCAAUGGGCUGUUUGGGAUUAUUAGAAGAAGUCUCUUAUUUUCACUAUUUUAAUUUGUGUGAUUUUCACAGUUAUUAAAAAAAAUUGCAAAAAGUUAAUACGUGUGAACAAAGGAUUGUCCAAAUAAAGUUAAACACACAAAAUUUAAUGGCGUUGAAUAUAUGACAAGUCAAAAAGAAUUUUAAAUGUUGAACUGCAUCCAGGCCUUUAGGCCUUUUGGCGAAUAAAAACUCAAAGUGUCUGGAUGUUGUUGUUGUCCGUCCAGUCUGCAGUUAGCACCCUUUCUUUGAUUCUCUGCUUUCUCCAGCUUGUAAUUCAGCGAAAAACUUCUUUCAUACGACAUUUAUUGCAUACUUGAAGACCUGUUAUGUUUUGUUUAGUUUAAUACAUGUGCAUGUAGUAUUACUAAAGGUAGCUUUGCUGAUGUGUCAGAAGGUCUCAUGAAUAAGUUAUAGUGUGGUUUUAAGUUUACCCUCGGCAUCUUACUUUAAAUAAAAUUUUUAAAAUUUUAUGGUUUGUGAUAAGUACCCUCAAUUCAAUUCAUAGAAAAUAAAACACUGCAAAAAAUUACAAAAAUUUUGUACAUUUUUGCUUUAGUUUUUCUUGCAAUCACAAAAAUUAGUUCUCGCAAAAUUUGGCUCACAUAUGUUCGUAAAAAUUAAAAAAAUUAGUAUUUUAGCUUAAGGCUGGUUUUCUGCUUACAACUCAGUCGCUUGCAUUCAAGUGAAAACUAGAUUGUCGGAGUCGUAAGCAGAAGCAAAAGAACUAAACCAAUCACAAAGCGUGGGAACUUGCAUUGUGAUUAGUUUCUCCUGCUUCCAAGUCCAACAAUCUGGUUUCCACUAGAUCGUAAGCAACAGAGUUGUAAUCAGGGUCAGAAGGAAAUGGAAAUGUUCUGAUUCUUCAAACUCAGAUUCUGUCGCACUUAUGACUCCGUUUACGACUCCGAUUUUUGAUUUUCAGAAGGUCUUAAGCACUCUUACGACUCCACUUAUGAUUUCAACUUUUACUCUGUGGCUAGUGAAAACCAGCCUUUAAUUAUGGCUGUUAGUUCUUACUGAGUUUUCACCCCACUGUAGUUGUUAGUGGUUAGUGAACUUUGUUCCUCAUUGUCCAUUCUUACAAAAAAAUUGUUCCCUCAGUGGUCCGUUGUGCCAUGACCAUCCAUGCUCUGUAGUCUCUGUUGAUGUUCUGGCCAUCCACAUUCAUUGUACAUGUGUUUAAGACUUCAAUAAACAGAGUGAUACUUUGUCUACCAUUCCUGGUCAAAUUUUGAGAUUUUGGUUUUUGAUGAGAGGCCGAGAAAACCGUGACCACAGAACAUAAACAAAGGAGAGAACCAACAACGAACUCAACUCACGUAAUGAUGUCAAUGCCGGGAUUUGAAACUGGGCCACAUUUGUGGGAGGCAAGUACUCUCACUGCUGCCCUGUCCCUUGAUCCCUUCUUACAUUGAUUUCAUUUUGUUUUGCAGAUGGUUACAUGUUGAGACAAUGUUUGCUGUCGCACAGAAGAAAAAUGUCUUCAUUUAUGACAACAAUGGCAUUGAACUCCACUGCCUAAAAAACCAUCGUCAAGUGAACAGAUUAGAGUUUUUACCUUAUCAUUUCCUUCUUGCCUCAGUGGUAAGUGGUCAUUUUCUAAACACUGGCAAAAUUUUUUGGUAUCAUUUAGCAAUUAAACGCAAUUGUAAUUUGCCUUAUGUAUUCAAAGGGGCUACAUGUAUGUCCUGCUAUAUUUACUACCUUAUUGAAAAUAAGCGUUAAACAUGUCUCCACCUUUAUUGAAUUCCUACAAUUGGUGCCAAAAUGAGUUGAGACAUUUCGCCCCAAAAGGGCUUUCUAACGUUUCACUGACUUCAAAAGGGAAAAUAAAGCUUUUCCUCCCCCAUCCUCUACAAGCAGUGUUGUGCCACUGUUAGAGCUACCUAUAGAAAACAACAAACACCCCAACUUUGAAUGGAAGGGAGGGGGAAGGGGUGUGGAUUCUUUUGUUAUCUCAUCUGAAGUUACCCUGUUUGAGUACAAUGUCUCGACAAUUUUGUCGCCGAUUGUAGAAGAAUGGUUAAUUUUCCUCAUUGGAGACUGGCAUUAAAAUUGUUUCCUAUUGUUUGUUGCUACGGACUUAAAGGAUGGGCAUGGAUUGAAACUUUAAAAAAAUUGGGGUAAUUCCUUUUCCUACGUGAAACUAGUUUAAAUAAAAGUAUUCAUUAAACAUUUACUAAAAUAUAUUUGAAUAAGGUAAUAUGAAUUCUUACUUGAGGAACAAAAUCAGGGUUAAAAACUUUGUUUGCUUUCACGAAUGAAAGGAUGUAUUGGUGGAGCAAUGGGAAAUGUCAUAAUAUACGAGUCAUGUGAGCUGCUCUGUAGAUCUGACGUUGCACGUUAUGUGCGAUUAGCCUCAGACGUUUUUCAUCUUUCGUAUAUUAUGUUCUAUCAGUGAACUUUCCAAACUUUAUAUAACAGGGAGAACAUGGAAUACUAAAGUAUCAAGACACAUCAACAGGCAAACCAGUUGUUGAUUUGUAUACAAAGCUUGGAAAGUGUGACUGCAUGACGCACAAUCCUUAUAACGCUGUCAUUCACCUUGGACACUAUAAUGGUAUGUUUGGUUUCUUUGUUUUGUGGUUAUUGCACGGAAUAAUAGUGAUAAAGUGUGGGUCAAUGCCAAAUGUUAAAAAGACGAAUGCCACUCAACGCGGUAUCUCGGCACAAAACUCUUGGGUGACUUUGUCAGUGUGGAUGGUCCUAUCGAUCUGUGUAAGCGUGUGGGAAAGUGAGACCAUAAAGCACACUGCUGCACUGCGUAUUCCGAACGGGGUCUGACGAAUGCUUUGUAAAAUGGUAUAAGGACUUCUGGUUUUAUAGCUACUAAAUUCCUACUGAUCCAUGAUGUCAUUUUUUUUGCUUUUAAAAUCAUUCCUCGUAUACUGUCCUCCCAAAAAAGAGUAUGAUUAGCUGAAACAACCACUCCUAUAUCUUUUUACUUUUCUACCCCUUGUAAGGGUGAAUUACCCCUCAAAUUUCAUUUGCCACACGUUGGCCCAAUGCGAUAAGCAGUGUUAGUCGGAUUGAACGUUUUCUGGUGAUCGUGCGUUUCCUAUUAAAUUGAGUCAUCGGCAAAUAACGUGGUGAUAUUCAAGGAAUAAGAAGUAGAGAGCAAUUCAAGAAAGUAACCUUACGAAGAGUAAAGAAUUAUUGCAAAUAAGCAUUCAUGCAUGAGUAUUCUGUAGUAGACCAGUUCCUUAAAAAGCGGACAGCCAAUGGCAGAGUCGGCGGGAAAGUAGACAGGCUUAGUUGUCAAUCCCUUACUCACUCAUAAACGACAUGUGAAGUAAUCACCCGCUUGGAGUAAGUGGUUCACGGCGUUUUUACGUUAAGCCGAGUGAAUUCCUGUCUGGGGAGAAAUUUCAGUGCAUGGGUAAAUUGUAAAAGCCUUGAAAAUUGAAAAUCAUAUCUGGCCUGGUGGCCGCGUGAUAAGAAAGAAUGAAGUCACAGCAGAUACGAUGUUGAGAAACUCCAAGAAGCUUAGUGGACUGAGCAAAUGAACAAAGAUGUACGUACUAGAAUGCUAGAGAAUAGCAAAGGAAAUCACUUUUUCAAAAAAAUUUCCAUGUAACGAGAGUGGUAGAAGAAAGGGCAACACUGAACGAACUAUGAGACGAGGAAGGAUAUGGACACCUUGAGGGCAGAAAGAGCCAAAACCCAGAUCAGGCCUCAAGGCUGAAGAAAUUGCAAGAGCGCGAUGUGGAUAACAAACAUAAGAAUAUCCUUUAUGGUGAACAAAACGGCUUGGUUGAAAUUCAAAUAAUUUUUGACCAGGAAAGCCAAAAUACUAAUCUUACGGCGCUUUGCCCGGAUUUGCAAGCAGUAGCUGUGCGAUUCCCAGUGGAGCUCAAUUUAAGGUGUUUCAAUACAGUUUUUCGGAAACCAUACCGAUGUUUUUCAAUCGUCUUAAAAGUGAUUUUGUCCUUGUCCGAUCGCUACAAACUUUUCACCAAUGAUUGACCAUGAACUGAAGUUUGUCAAAAUGUAGUUUUUAGUAAAAUCGAUAUCACUUUGACAACAAUAAACAAAAAACUUUGAAAUAGAUAAAAUCCGAAUUUUGCGCGAUCUAGACCUGCUACUGAAAAUCCGACACAAAAAACGGCUGUGUGAGUGUAAAAAUUACAGUAAAUGUAUGAAGGUGACUUUCUUGAUGAAGGAACUCCAUGCAGGGAAAUCGAUGUUGGCUGGAGUUAGCGCGAAGUUUGAGUUAUCACUAGUCGACUGUUACAAAUAAAUGAGCAAAUAAAUAAGUAAAUUAAUUAAAAAAUAAAUAGGGUAGGAGAGGGCAUUACUAUACAUAAACGACUUACCAAAUUGCCUUAUCGUAGAACGUAUGCCGAUGAUACGCAUCUUACCUACGCUGAUAAAGAUGUGAAUAUCAUUCAGUCCUGUUUGAAUGAAGACUUGCUAAAUAUCAGCAAAUGGCUGAUCGCAAACAAACUCACACUUUAUAUAUGACUGAGUUUAUGCUAAUCUGCUCGAUACAAAAGCUGAACGCCCCAAGUGCCUGUCCCGUUCUGAGCAUCAAUGGUACUCCCAUAAACCAGGUAUCAACGUCAAAAUCUUUAGGCGUACUCAUUGAUGCAAACCUUACCUGGGGCAGUCAUAUCGAAAAGUUGGCUAAACAAAUUGCCUCGGGUAUUGCAGCUAUCAAACGGGUCAGGUAAUUUGUUCCCUCACUGGCUAGCAACAUUGCAUCUUAUCUACAAAACCUUGAUUCAGCCGCAUUUCGACUAUUGCAAUUUGUUUGGGGAAGCAGUGGCCAGAAACAACAAACUUCAAAUCUUACCUGCAGCGCGAGCCUUGAUACAGAUGCCGCAUUUCCAAAAUUGCAAAAAUUUAGUACUCCCUGAGUACCUAAAAACCUUAAAUUUUUUAUUGCUCGAUCUAAUACCACUUCGAUUCAUACACUUUUCUACCCUGGUUCCAGAGGUCCGUUCUCAAAAUACCUAAUGUGAAAUAAACCGUGCUUACGGUUUGAUAAGGCUCCCGAGACGGAGACGCCGCGAACCAUCAGUAUCGAUAAGAACCCAGGGUAACACAUUUCGAGAUUCUGUAAAUAAAUUAACUAUUCAGGGCUCAAAAUAACGGCCGGUCAACGCGGACAAUGUCCGGCCUGAUCGUGGACUUGACCGGUCAAACUCUCGUCUUGCCGGUCAUUUUUGGAUGCGAACAUUUUAUAAUAUUUUCCAUAUAGUUGUCGCUUAAUGCGUUUUGCUCUAUAACAUUGUUUGUCCGGGCUAAAAAGUAUUUGGCCCGUCAUCAUGACCGGCGACCUGCUGUCCGUUAUUUUCAGCCCUAUGCUAUCCCACAGCCACGCACAAAUUAUCUCAGGGGCACCCAACGUCAAUUUUCGGAAAAUCUCUUCCGAAGACGAUUUGAGAUCUAGAAUUUUUGAAACAUUUGUUGUAAAAUUUCUUGGUUGCAUGCCUCUCCUAGGAUUUUCGAACAUCUAAAAAAGUGGUAUAAUUGCCCAUUUUUAACGGACUUUUAUCCUAAAAAGGUCACCUAGAAUUUUCGGGAGCCCUUUUUCUGGCUGAAAUUUUCGAAAAGGUAAGUUUUGAUCCCUAUAAUUUUCGGAUCACUUUUUAGACUUUUUUCAUCCCUCCCCACUAAAACGCCUGAAAUAAUUUUCUGAUCACUAGAACAGAUAAAAUAAAAACAUUUUAGGGGAUAAAAAUAUACCUAUAUCUACCGUUUAAAUACUAAAAUACGUUCAACAAUGCUAUGUUAAGUGGUUUUGAACUAUAUUCCCGUUGGGUGCCCCUGAUUAUCUCCGUAACAGUUUUCGCUACAGUGGUGCUGUUCUGUGGAAUAGUCUUCCUGAAACAUUAAGGCAAGCAGAAUCCCUACGUAAUUUUAAUUCACUUUUGCACAGUUAUUAUGAUAUCAAGUAAGGCACGGCAUUCAUGGAAAACAGGUUUUUUUUGUAUACAUGUACAGCUAAAUAAAAAAAGUUUCCUGUGGUAAUUGGUCAAUGGUAAUUGGACAUGGGGCAUUUGGGUAUACAGCUAUUUCGAGAAAGGUUGUCGGAAAAAGUGCACGCGACAAACCCAAUAGGUAUUGUGGGUGGUUUUGAGCUCACUGUUUUUCAAAGAAAUUUGAAAGAAUGGCAGGAGAGGCCGUCAGCUGAGGCCGCGGACAUAUGUCUGCGAGUGCUAAAGGAAAGCAACAAAAGUAGGUUCGACAGCUACAGUGUCAGGAACAGUGUAUUGAUCAUAUCCCAUAUUACUUUUCGGGAUUGUCGCGUGCACAUGUUUUCCGACAACCUUUCUCGAAAUAGCUGUAUAUGGAACAAUGCAAUGACUUACUUGAGUGACCACCAAACAAUAGCUCCCCAAUGCCCAAUGCCCAAAGCAAGCUUUUUUGAAUCAGCUAUAUACUUCAUUGAAUAAUUUUACAGUCAAACCAAGUCAAGCGUACCCCCCAAGAUUGUAUUACUGAAUUGAUUAUUUGAAAAAUGAAUCUCUUAGUCGUUCCCGUAACUGGUGUCAAAAUCAAAGCGGCAUUUCUGCAUGGGUAAUGAGCAGUGAAUAUUUUACGAGAACUUCUCUGUAUUUGGUCAGAUUGGAAAUCUUUGAAUGGAUUAAUUUUCUUAGAAGUCAUUUACAUCAAUUUCAGAAAAAUGGAGCAGGUAGAAAUUUCAUAACUGCCUCGCGUGCGCAUUCACGGCUCAUUACACAUGCAAGAAUGCGGAGAUCAAUCUGAAAUCUACAACUAGCAACGGAUUCAACUUUUGAAUAAUAAAUUCAUUAAUGUAUUCUUGGGGGGUACGCUUGGGCGUCGAUAAAACCCGAAACAUGGAACAUUCCGGAACAUCCCGGAACAUGAAAAAAUAAAAGUAAUUUUCAUUAAAAAAAAAUUAAAUAAAAUGAUAAUAAUAACAUAGUUUUUAUAAAAAUUAAUAAUAGUAAAAUAACAUAAAAUUAAAAAAAAAAAAAAAAGACACGAAAAAUAAAGAAGUGAUUAAGAAAAAGAAACUCAUCUCCGAGUAUGAGAAAACAAUAUUUUGUCGCAAAUAAUUUGUUGGGCGAGUGAGGGUCCAUGCAAAUGAAGGUAAUGAGGGAAGGCUUGCUUCUAAAUUCAAAAUAUAUUAAAAUGGGUCGCGAGGAGGGGGGUUUUCAAGCUUUACUCACACAGCUUCCUCUUGUAAUUGUUUGCCAUGAGUUAAUCAUUUGGCGGUUAACCAUUUACGGUUCUGCGAUGGUCUGAAAUGUCGGUGCAGUAUGUCAUGUCAAGCCGAGUCGGUAAUUAAGUUACUUAAGUCCAAAGCGACGAGCCCCUAAGCUCUUCUUACGGUUGCAAAGCAGGAAAUGAAUAACCGUUAAACCGCAUGGCAAACAUUUACAAGAGGUAGCUGUGUGAAUAAAGCUUGAAAACCCCCCUCCUCGCGACCCAUUUGAAUAUAUUUUGAAUUUAGAAGCAAACCCUCACUCAUUACUGUCAUUUCCAUGGACCCUCGCCCCACAAAUUAUUUGCGACAAAAUAUUGUUUUCUCAUACCCGGAGAUGAUACGAGUUUCUUUUUCUCUAUUUCUUUCUCUUUCGGUUUUUUGUUAUUUUACGUUAUUAUUAAUUUUUAUUAAAAUUAUUAUUAUUAUUAUUAUUAUUAUUAUUAUUAUUAUUAUUAUUAUUAUUAUUAUUAUACGAUGAUAAUACGAUCAGCCUUGCUGUGUCUCAGAGGAACCAGGAGCAAGAGAAGAGCAGCCAAUAUAUCUGACAUUGACAUUACAUCGGAAAGUGCGCAAGCCAGAAUUUAAGUAGUAACUUUUUGUCAGUUUGAAUUAUUAUUGUUAAAUAGUUUUUUAUUUUUUUUAUUAACUUUUUUAUGCUUUUUAUGAUUGUUAUUAGUAGUCUUAGGAUAGUCAUUUUACGACAAUUCUCUUUCGUACACAAGAAGAAUGUACAUAGGGUAUAUAUUUUAAUAUUUCAUAUUCUUGAAUCUGUAAAUAGUCUCUUUUUUUAAAUCUAUGAAUAAAGUUUUUAUUAUUAUUAAAAAAAUAUAUUAUUAUUAUUCUUAUUAUUAUUAUUGUUAUUAUUAUUAUUAUUUUAUAUACUUAUUUUCAUGGAAAUUAUUUUUAUUUUUUAAUGUUCCGGGAUGUUCCGGCAUGUUCCGGAAUGUUCCAUGUUCCCGGUUUUAUCGACGUCCGGUACGCUUGACCUGGUUUGACUGUAAUACUUGUUUUGCACCAACCACUUAUCAUUUAACAUGGCGAUAUUAAUCCGCGGUCUUUCAUAUGGGUCUUUGCUAAUAGUUUUGUACGCAGUGACCAUCGUAUACUUACUUUAUGAGGGAACAAGAAGUACAGAGCGGUUCAAGAAAUAUACCCCCGCUAUCAGAUCCAUACGGCAACGCAAGAUUAUCAUUGCUUUCAACUGGUGGGAACAGUUAACAAUGGCGUCAAAUAAUCUUAUUAGGCUCACAGCUUUGGCCGCUAAUGGAGAAAGACAGGUUGUUGUUCCUUUUGUCGAAAAUUCGCGUUUCAGUGGAACACCGACCAAAAAUAACAAAACGCUCGCUUUCUAUUACAACUUGAAAGCGUUAAAUAACAAGCUCCGCUCUCAUGGCCACGCAACACUUAUAAACUGGGAGGUAUUUCAAGAUGUCUGCAAAGCAAGACUUGACUUGUUGGUUUACAUUGAUUACCCAGAUCUUAAGGUGACGACCAACUAUAGCCGUUCCGCGCCGUUUUAUCGUUGUAACGAUCGCCAUAAGACCAUGUUUAAAGGCUUUAAUAUUGGAAAAACGAUUUGUAUGGAUGCUUCUCUCGAUUCUGUUCAGAGGUUUGAAAAUGAAGUGGUUAUGGGCCUUCCUUGUGUUGGAAUUUUUCAGUGGCGUGGAAUUGGCAACUGGCAAGGCUCUGCUAGAGCUCGUUUUGACACUUGGCAUGCUGUGAGAAACAUACUGUGUUAUCAAAAUAUCAGUUCUCUUUUUAGUUCCAAACUCCAUCAUAUUGCUGAAAUUUUCGUUGCAAAACAUCUUGGUGGGUUCUUCGUCUCUGUGCAUAUUCGCACUGAAUGGCUUUUAGGGAAAGGAUUAAAUAUUUCCGAUUUAGUGAAAUGCAUUUCUUUCUUGAGUGCUCGCGUUCAGUCAAUAAGAGACAAAAUAGGUAGGGCCACCCCUGUUUUUCUGGCCGCUGAUUUUGCAGAGUUUGGUUCUUCAAGUUACAAAGUAAUACCCGUGCGGAAGCGAAGUGAGUCACUAAAGAAGAUUGUAGCCCCCUUAAAACCCAUCACCUUUAAUCCUUCAGAGUUUAAACUUGCUGAUCGUGGUGCAAUAGCUAUAUUGUGGAAGUGGAGAUUCUCGCUUCUGGAAAUCGCUUAGUUGUACUUGGUGGAAGAACAUUCCAAUCUUCGAUCGUGGACCAGUUCCUUAAAAGGCGGAAAGCUAAUGCAUGGAAAGUAGACAGACUUAGCUGCCAAUCUCUUACCGGUAGUCGGCAUGUUUGUUAAUUGAUAUUCGUAAUAAAAAACGCUUCGAUGUUUUCUGGGCUAAUCCUUAACAAUUAUUCCUCGAGCCCGAAUGGGCUCUGAGUCAUUGGCUCAGAGGCCAUGAGGGCGAGAGGAAUAAUUGUUUUAGUAAAAUCCAACUAGUUCGUCAAAAAUAUGGAGACAAAACAACUUUAGCGAGUUAAACUAGACUUUAAUCCUUUUUUGCCGCCAAAAAGCCGGCGCUUUUCGCUACUAGUGGGCUAUAACAUAUAGCCUAGUAGUAGCUCAACCAAUCAGAACGCAGCAUUGAUAAUAGACCACUAGUUGGAUUUUACUAAUAAGAGAUAUAUAUAUCAUUGCCUAGAAAAAAUUUUCUAUGCGAUUUUGAAAACAUUUCAGUGACAUUAGAUCCUCGUGGUAUAAAUAGACGUGAUGAACUUAAUCAGUGACAUUUAUCCUUUUUACCUAUUUUAUCCUGCUUGCUAUGUGUUCAAAUCUCGCAUAUGUACCGUUCAUCUUGUUAUGCAUAUUUAUUCAUUUAUCUUUUAGCCCCCGUUAUUAAAGGUGUGUGUUGCAAACUGAAAUAUGGAGCAAAUAUAAUUCACCAUUUGAUUUUUUGUUUUCUUUCUUUACUUUUUUUUCUGUCACUCUUCUUGCCGUAAGGAUCACGGGGGGAGGGGGAGUGGUACUCCCUCCCUUAUAUGGUCUAUACGGGAUUUGUUGCUUAACAGGGUAUGGUUUUUGACUUCUCUGUCCUGAACAUGGUCUAUAAUUUCGCGCGAGUCUCUCCUAGACAGAGCCUAUAAUUCUGUGCUAGUCUAGUGUCCUGAUUAUAAGCAAGCUAUUGCCUGCACGAUUGAAUUGAUUUGCUCGAUGAAACUUGUUUGUACUUAAAGUGUCCAAAGCAAGGACUAUAACGUGAAUUUGCUCUAUUGCAAUUGCCAAUAAAUUGCUGUAAAACAAGACGGCGUGCGUUUUCUCCUAUGUCCUAAACAGGGUAUGUAUUUUAGGAAUUUUAAAAACCCUCAGCAGCUCAUGUAUACCCAAAUAUUGUUUGAGUACCCCCCACCCCUCCUCCUCCUGGAAGGAUCAGUUAACUGUUUUACUGUAAAUUAAACGUUCUCAAGAUUGAUUUCCACUGACGCGUUUUUGGCUACGCAAGUUAACGCACGUAAAUUUUUAUCACGUAAAUCAAAUAGAGGCAAGAUAAAAAGUGCUGAGCUUAAACGAGAAGUUGAGGGAGGUUACUCUUACGAGCGACCUUCUAUGCCUCUAUUUUAUUUGCGAACGUAAGUGUUAUGCACGUACGCACGUAAAAGUUACGGGACACUGGAAAUCAACCUCAUCUACAAAGUUUCAGCUUUCAUAUUUAUAUAUCUACCUGGAUUUAUGAAAACCGGGUUAGCAAACGUUUUGUAAUUUGUCUCAACUUCCCCUGUCUUAGCUUUUUUACUGUGUUAUUUCUUUAUCGCAUCUUUUCUUGGUUGUUUCCUGGUUAGGGAUUUGUGUAGAAGUGGCCGUAGACAGGAUUUUAGUACAAUACGAUAACUUCGGUCCGAUAUUGGAUGAUGAAGACUCAGCAAAUCGUAUUAAAUUUGUCCCAUCACAGAGCUUUACAUGAUGCUCUGUGGGAAUCUUUUCUCAAGGUGACCAACAACGAAAUAGAAACUGCUAAGCGCGGGCACCGAAACCAGUUGUAGGUGCGCACUGAAUUCCAAUAUUAAAUUGUCACUUGAGUUAGAGAGAGAAUUGUGGGUAGGGACGGGAAAAAGGCCAACGAGAACGACAAACUGCAACCGUUGCGUGUACGCGUGCAAAGUGUUCCUUUAGUGGUGCAAGUGUUUUUAACUACAAUAGUUACAGGUCUGUUAAGGAUAAUUAAGUAUCUAAUUGAUUUGAAUUUAUCUCAUUUGCCAACUCAACAGAAUAAAACUAUUGGCAUAUUAUUUUAUUGCAUGGUUUUUAGGCACAGUAACGCUUUGGGCCCCUAACACUAAAGAUCCACUUGUGAAGGUGCUGUGCCACAGAGGACCUUUACAGGCAAUUGCAGUCGACAACAGAGGACUGUAAGUAACUUCUAUCUUGGUUAAGUUGUAAAAAGAACAUUUUAUGCCACAGGUACCCCAAGCUUUUAAGAGAGAAUCGUUCUUGUGUAACAGAAACGUUGUAAGGGUUUGUCUUGGCAUUUUAGCAAUCGUUAUUUAGAGGUCAAAAAUAGUAAUAAGAAGACAUCAGAAUUUCAUUCUUUAUUUUUUUGUUUAAAUUUGCGGAGUGUUCUUAGCAUAUUUGGCCGUUUGAGAGCGACUCCAGCAAGUUUUAGGUCUGCCGUUGUUCUCUUUAGAAAUGUUAUAAGUGUUUGCAUGCAUGGGGAUUUUAGUGUUCCUUUUUAAAAGGACAAAAAUAGUAUUUAAAAGACAUCAGAAUUUCUUACCUUUUCUCAUUGUUUAAAUUUACGUUGUGUUCUUAGGGCAUUUGGCAGUUUCAGUGUAAUUCCAGCGACUGUUAUUUCUGUCGGGAAUAAUAUAUAAAGAGAACAACUGCAGAACUAAAACUUGCUGGAAUCACACUUAAACAGCCAAGCAUCUUAAGAACACAACGUAAAUUUAAACAAGGAGACAGGGUAAGAAAUUCUAAUGUCUUUUUAUCCCUAUUUUUGACCUCUAAGUAGAUCGCUAAAAUCCUCAGACAAACCUCGAGCAGUCAAUAAUAAUGACAUUUUGUGUCUAAUAAUAAAACCUUAGCUACAUGGCAACGUCAGGCCUGGAUGGACAAAUGAAAAUCUGGGAUGUUAGAACUUAUAAGCAGCUACAGGCUUAUUAUACACCAACUCCAGCAAGCUGUUUAGCUAUCAGCCAAAAGGGAAUGUUAGCUGUAGGAUUUGGACCAAACAUACAGGUAUCUUACAUUUUUUGUUUGAAGUUUAAAGGGGCUAUUCCAGGCUAUUUGCUAUCUUUUUAAAAUGUAAAGCUACGCAUGAACUGGAUUCCAAAAAUAAUGGUCCAGUUUUGUUAUUCAAGACUGUAUUUAGGCACUGAAACUAUUUCAUGUUGUCUGUGUCAACGGAUGGCAAGGAUGGAUAUGGAUUGUAACUUGAAAAAGUUGGGUCAAGGUUUUCAAGUUUUACAAAAUGUAAUGCUGUGCCUGCAAAAAUCGCCAAAAAAAUUAUUACGGUUAGUGCUCCCCGAUGACAUUUGUUCGGUAUCUUCUUCAUACCUCUACAGGAGCAGUUUAGGUAUGGGUAAAAGCCCUAGGUAAUGACGUCAGAACAGAAUAGUCUAGUUAUUGACAUAGGCGGCUCUGAAGAAAAAAUUCGAGUACUCCUAAUUAAGAGUCGAACCUAUAACGUUCUUGUUACUAGUCCACAUGACAUCUUCCUCAGUCUCUGGAAAUAUAGCGUACCCUACGAUGAAGCCCGUCUAUAUCAAUUAUUAUUAAAAACUGAAUCAUUGGAUACUGCAGUUCUAGAGCUCUGAUUGGCGUAGCCAUCAUGGUAUAUGAGCCAUUAUACUAUGCUCUCCAAAUAUGGUAACUGUUACCCUGGGUGCCAGAGACUUUUCUAGCGCGGUUUGCUGUUUCUGUCAAGUCUUUAUAGUGACCCGCCUACGGCCGAAGAUGUGUCGACCUUCGGCCAACACCGAAAAUUCCCACCGCACGCGAGAAAAACCUCUGGUACCCAGGGUAGGUAACUGUACGCGUCUGCUCAAAAUUAAAAACAAGCUGAAGAUCGGUUGUUUUUACAAAUAAAGGCGGGAAGAAUUCUCUAUAUUUUGUGGGCGUUUUCAAUAGAACAAUUAUUCCACUCGUGCUUGUUGGAUGUGAGAUGAUUAUAGCCAACUUGGCCCAUCCAAAGCGCACACGUGAAAUAAUUGUUAAAUAUACAAACAUGUAACGCGAACUUUGUUUCAUCCUAAAUAUGCACCUAUAUGGGAAAAUUUUCUUUGAUCAUAUAAAUAGACAAGCUGUUGCUUUGACAAGGAAAAAACUGGUCAAGUUUUCCUAGCAUUUACACGAGCAAAAAUCCUUCUUGACAAAGAAAACUUGUCAAGGUAAAUCUUCUGGUCUAAAGGGGGCUUAGCUUUACAGAGCUGUUGUCAUCUAGCUCAAAAUUAUUUAGAAGUAUUUCUCAAAGAUUUGAAUAUAAAACAAUAACCAGGAACGUCCUUUUGCUGAUGCUUAUUUCUUCAUGAAGAUUAUUAUUAUUGCCCACUCGCCCCUGGAAAUCUUGCCGAAAAACGCUUUUGGUAGCUGGUCAAGCCGUUUUCUUGUCAUUUUCUUUUGCUCUUCUUAUCCUUUCAUUUUUUUUCUUUAAUGGCGUGAACACUCCCAGGGGGGUGAAAUUAUUGAAAAGGCAGUACGGGUGGCUAGUACCCUGAGAAAACAGCCGACAUUUCGCGACGCCACCACUGGUUUCCUCACGAAAUGACGUUUGUUAAAAAGAGCACAGAAAUUCCAUGCUGAUGACGUGCCACUUCUGCCGCUGAUUGGAGGAAAAUUUUGCUUCAACCAAUCAGAAGAACUACCCAGAUCUGGGUAGUGACGCGUCAUCAGUAUGGAAUUUCUGCACUCGUUUCUCAGACGUCAUUUCGCGAGGAAACAAUCGGUGGCAUCACGAAACGUCGACUGUAUUAUCAAGCUAGAGCUAGGGUGGGUAAUAGAACAAGAUUUUCCCUGGAAUUUUCCGGUCAACUUGAGAUGAGUUUUUGCGUUUUUCUCUCUGGCCUGUUUGACUGAAUCGUGUUCUUUCGGAUAUGAUUCAAAAGAUAACUUCCCUGCUCAAGUUACAUAUGAAGUUGUCAAUGACCGUUAGAACUAGUGACGUCACAAGUGGUACGAAGGACGAGAGUCCGCACGGGCGGUUCAAGUGUGAAUGGGAUUUUUCAUUAAUUGCCACUGUUUCCAUUGUAAUUGAAAGAUAUGGCGAGAUGCUUUCACUGUAAAACAGAAGUCUCCCUAUAUGUCGCACCUUUUCCCGUCGUGUACUGUUCAUGGAAUGCAGUUCUGCCCAUUUGAGGAUGUACUUGGAGUGGGACACUCUCAAGGAUUUGGAAGUUUGCUUAUACCAGGUAAGACAUGCAUAUUCACAUCACAGGAGUAGCCUCAGUGAGCAAAACAUUAACUCUGCACUUGCAUCAUGCCGUCGUAAAGGUCCCGCUGUCGCGUUAAAGAACCCAUUUUCAGAUUUUUCGUUUCUCUUGUCGGAACGAAUUUAAAGAAACUGACAUUUGGAAUCUAAUCCUGGAUUCUCCUAAAGAGAACACACCCUAAGUUUAGAGUUAAGGAAAAAUAUGCUCCAGAACGUUCACUUUGCCAUAGUCUCCUUUUGCCAGUUAGUGGGUAUUCCUUUUAAGUUGUUUGACAUGAUUGUUUUUAUACUAAUAAGGUGCUGGUGAGCCAAAUUUUGACGCCCUGGAAGCCAAUCCUUAUCAGACCAAAAAACAGAGGCAAGAGUUUGAAGUGAAAGCCUUGUUAGAAAAGGUAUAGCACCCUAUAACAACACUGACUAUAGUGUUUUUUAUGAUGUUGGUUGUGUUAUUCAGGAAUCUAUUAUUCAAACACACAUAAAAUUCAGACAUCUAACAAAAGAAACGGUAGCAAAAUAAGCACUCCUACUACUUAAAAACAGGUGCAGCAUAUCGAUACAUUGUACUCAUCCUAUACAAUUUAAAGUGAGCCAUUUGAGCCAUUAACUCUUUCACUGCCAAAUGUGGCCAAAGGCAAAUUUCGACCAAAUUUCCACAUUUCAUUUUCUAAAAUUUUUGAGAAACAAAUAGCACCAUGUGAAAAGUACAAAGUACGAAGGUCUUUCAUUUGAAUGGUCAUCAUCAUGAGGCGAUUUCGUCCACAGACUCAAAAACAGUAGUUACAAAAACAAGACUCACCUUUAAAAGAUAAGAAAUCUCCAUCAAAAUACUCUGGCAAUUUAAAGUGAAGAGGUUAAUCUAACUGGAGUUAAAUCGGGGAGAAAUUUAACUUUACUCAUUUAAGACACCAAUAAGUGAAGCCGGAUUGAUUUGUUUCAUCUUUCAUUAUCACAUUUACAAUGAUAUUUAUAAUAUUAGUAAUAUUUUUUGAGGCUUGUUUUUUAAGCAUGUUCAUUUUUCCAAAUAUUUUGCAGAUUCAACCUGAGCUUAUAACAUUAGAUCCAAUGGACAUUCUUCGCGUCAAUCGGCCUUCAAAGAAAAACACUGGAAAGGAGGGUUUAAACAAUGACGAUGAAGAUGAGGAUGAGGUAAGUGCAUGGUAUGAGAGAACUUAAAAUGUUACAUGAGUCUGACCUCGGAUGGAACAGAGGGCAACAAAGUGCUUGCACAUAAUUAACUUUUGUCUUGUAUUACCAGCCAUUUUUCAUGAAAUGAAUACUCUAGAUAGUUGCGCAUUUCUAAACGGCGGAGGCUAGAAUGUACGCUCGAAAAUCGGGUUGGUCACCUCAUGAUAAUCACAUGACGCAAUAUUCCCGUUGGAGGACCCUUUUAUUUAGAAAACUGGGAAACAUCGAAAAUGGUUGGAACCCAGUAGUCAAUUCAUAAGUUGUAGGUGGAAUAGGACUGAAUACGACUGUUAUUGACGCGCAGUGACUAAUCUUUUGACAACCUGUGCAGUCUUCAUAGCCAAUUACAUAACGGCUUAACUGAGAGACGAACAAUAAAAAUGCUGCAAAAGAUCACUACAAUCUCACCCUCCCCGGGAGAGUUUCCACUACAAGAGUUCACAGCGUUAUGAUUAGCGAUGAUCUUCAGUGGAACCAUCUUGUAGUAACAAAAACAAAAAAGGCAGCUGAACGCCUCUAUUUUCCUAGGUGGUUAAAGCGAGCUGGAAGAGGUUCUAAUAAACUGGUGCAGUUUUAUUUUAAAAAUCAGUGCUGGAGUAUGGAUACCAAUCCGCCACAGUCUGUUUAGUUAGUACCACUGCCAUUUUCCGUCUGCCGUUUGCGGUAAACGUGAUGCUUAAUCUCUUAGUCAUCGUGUCUGUUUAUCAUUUCCAAAAAAAAAGACGUUGUUUAUCCCGUGUUACCACGAAAUGUAUUAAUAGGCCAAAUAAAAACCUUCAAUUUCAAAACGAAGCUAAGUGCAAAACCUUUCUUUAAAUGAGUUUUAUUUGCAUGAGAAUGAAAAAAUCUAUUUCAUAUCAAUGGCUUCGCCCUUAGUCUCGCUUUGAAACAGACUGCUUGAGGCAACUAGGAAAUGGCUUAUUAUCGUCUUAUUGUGAGUCAACGUUUUCAAGCAAAGGUGUCUUUUGUUUUAUCCAUUUGCAGGAAUCCAGUUCCAAGGAGAAGUUUGAACCAAAAUUCAAAACAAAAGGCCGGAGCUCGUCAAAGAAGCAACAUCUUCGAAAGAAAGGUCAUCAAGAAGAAACGAAACGGGUAAGCAAUUGAUUUUUUGAGCUCAAAUUUUUUUAGCAUGAUUCUCUAUCUGGUUACAAAACGGUAUGGGACGAUUUUUUUUGGAAUGAUUUUACUCUGACAAUUUGUUCCUAAAAUUGGGUUUUCUUGUUAAACUAUUGGUUACUUUUGACCAAUUUUUUGUUCCACCUUUUCAAUUUUACCUGACAAUUUGUCUCACACCAAGAAACCACCGAAAUAGUUAAAUAUUUUCUCUUUGUUCACCCGAGGGAAACUUGUAAACCAAUUUGAAUUUUAAACCAGCCUCGUUCCCAGUCGUCGUCGGUGAUUUUUGAUGUGCGUCACCUGUCAAAAAAAAUUGUUUCGGCCUUUCGGGCGUCCGGUUGGUCUAAAAAUAAGGGGGUGGGGAGGGGAGGGGUGGGGCGGGGCGGGCCCCUCCCCUGAAUCCGCCACUGAUAAUUUGCCUGACAUUGGCUGUCCAUGUAAAGGUGCCGCAAUACGACGAAAUGAAUUUUGCGCAAGGUCAGAUGUUUAUAUGUCACAAGUGAAAUCAGUGUGUGUCGUGAACGCAGAAAAACUAACCAAAACAAAGCGUUGCGUUGAGAGGAAAUUCUGUAACUGAAGAAAGUUUUCUAAAAAUAACAAGUGAAGCAGCUCAAAACGUUUCUCAUCUUUUGCCUAGGCCAAACGUCGAACUUUUCAUGAGACGAACCAAACUUAAUGUUGAGUUAAGUUCGUGAAAAGUUCGAGGUCUGGCUCAGAUUAGUUCGUCUGAAUGAGUGUGGAUCGUCUUCGGGACACGCGUCGAUCUUCACAUGCGACGAACUAAACUAAUGAAUUAAAAAAAUUGUAUGAUAACUAUGUUUAGCGCCGUUCGGGAAAAAAAAAAUACUAAAAUUGCGUUGUGGUCCUAUUCAGUUGUAUGGUUCGACGCGUCCUAAGUUCGACAUCUGACCCAACAGACGAUCUUAAACUUUAUUUUAUUUAGGUCGACCCAAAUUAGAGUUCGACAUUUGUCUUAGGCCUUGGAAAGUUUGGGAAAAUGAUUAAUUAAAUGUUCAAGUAAUUUUAAAAAUAAGCUGUACUAAAUAGAGAGGAGACUAGUUUUUCCAUCAUUUCUAGGCGGAGUGAUAAGUAUCAACAUGAUAUUUUUUGUCUUGACACAGGUGGAAGUAAGACAAGCCAUACAGGACAAGCGAAAAGAAACGAGAGCUAAUCAAAUGAAUGAAAGUAGAUUCCUUGAAAAGAAAUCCGCUCUGGAUAGAUUUCAAUCCAGGGCAAAAUAAACCAAACAAUACAAGCCUAUGAUUGUUGUUGUUAUGUUACAGAUUACAUCCUUGGACAAAAGCUAGCAGUACUAAUUAUUACACUGAGCAAAAGUUUUAUUUAAUUUUUUCGGAAUUGUCCAGUGCCUGAGAAAUAAAUUUUAUCG
This is a messenger RNA of Porites lobata, 22189 nucleotides long. The record is from the annotation of a GenBank genome assembly. NCBI's taxonomy places the organism in Eukaryota, Metazoa, Cnidaria, Anthozoa, Scleractinia, Poritidae.